AUGGUUUUAGGUGUUUCUAUUUAUAAAACUUGUCAUAUUAAUAUAUUUUUAGGGCCAAUGGUGUAUGGAGGAGCCUACUGUCCAUUGUCAUGCAUUGAAGAGUUGGAAAAACUUGGUGUUACAGAUUCAAAAGUUUUGACAGAAGAAAAGAGGGAUGAACUUUUUGAACUAAUCAACAGGUCAAGUGAGUUCAUGGGUUGGAUUAUAGAAAUACAUUCCCCAACAACAAUCAGCAACAAUAUGCUACGCAGGUGUAAAUAUAAUCUGAAUGCAGUGUCACAUGAUUCUGCUAUCAACCUUAUCAAGCAUGCUUUGAAUCAAGGGGUGAAUUUACAAGAGGUUUAUGUAGACACAGUAGGACCAUCAGAUAAAUAUCAGGCUAAACUUUCUGAGAUUUUUCCUGAUAUUAAAGUAACAGUGGCGAAAAAGGCUGAUGCUACCUAUCCCAUUGUAGGAGCAGCCAGUAUUUGUGCAAAGGUGGUGAGAGACCAUGCUUUACAGUCAUGGAAGUUUCGUGAGGGUGAUAAUUUUCAGUCUUUGGAAUAUGGGUCAGGUUAUCCUAAUGACCCUGUUACCAAAAGGUUCUUGUCAGAGAAUAUUGAACCAGUGUUUGGAUUUCCUAGCCUUGUUCGCUUCAGUUGGUCAACUGCAGAAAAAAUACUGGAAGAAAAAGCUGUUUCUGUUAUAUGGGAUGAAGAUGAAGAAGAUACAACAAUAACCAAAACUCCUUCUGUUCUGCAGUUUUUUAGGAAGCCAGAUAAAAGUGAUGAAAAAAAACAAACAAAGUCUCAUCGUUUUUUCAGUGAGAGAUCUUUAAAACAAGUGAUGACUUUUUAAUAAGUUUGUGUAAUACAUAUAUAUUGUAAAAAAUAAAGUAUGUAACUUUCAUUUGA
Limulus polyphemus (Atlantic horseshoe crab) is the source of this 893-nucleotide messenger RNA. Its product is annotated as ribonuclease H2 subunit A-like. Gene Ontology annotation, cellular component: ribonuclease H2 complex. Gene Ontology annotation, biological process: DNA replication, removal of RNA primer; mismatch repair. Gene Ontology annotation, molecular function: RNA binding; RNA-DNA hybrid ribonuclease activity. NCBI's taxonomy places the organism in Eukaryota, Metazoa, Arthropoda, Merostomata, Xiphosura, Limulidae. The record is from RefSeq and is a predicted model, not a curated record.